Messenger RNA from Meloidogyne enterolobii, 1326 nucleotides. Lineage: Eukaryota; Metazoa; Nematoda; Chromadorea; Rhabditida; Meloidogynidae. The record is from the annotation of a GenBank genome assembly.
AUGGAAUACGAUUUAACAAGACGUCUAGCUCCUUUUUUUGAUCUACAUUUGGUUAUUCCAAUACUUGAAUUUAUUGAGCCGCGAAAGAUUUAUGAUGAAGAAUCAUUCAAAAAAGUUCAUUUGUCAGUAUUUAGAAAAACCAAUAUGGUCGAUAAUUUAAUUAAUGAUUAUAGUGAUAAUGAAAAUUUGGUUAAAGAAUUUGAAACAAAAAAGAAACAAAUUAUGGAAGAAAGGGAACGUUUAAGAGGUAUUUGUAAUCCAGUUUUGACUGUGUUGGAUAGAGAUGAUGUUAAGGAGGUUAUGGAGAGUAUGACUCGCGAUCGUGAAGGAAAUACCAAAAUGCUGGAAUAUCUUGAACAAAAAUCGGAGUUCAAAAUGGAAAUGUUGGAUAGCCUCUAUAAAUAUGCUAAAUUUCUUUAUGAAUGUGGCAAUUAUUUGGCAACAUCAACCUACUUGGAAUUUUAUAGAAUUUUAAUUCCUCAGGACGACCCAAAUUAUUUAAAUGCUUUGUAUGGCAAAUUGGCCUCAGAAAUUUUGAUGCAAAGUUGGGACCAUGCUAGGGAUGAUUUGAAUCGCCUGAGAGCUUAUAUUGAUUCUGACCCUUUUGAGAGUGAAUUGGAAUUGUUACAACAUAGAGCUUGGUUUCUGCAUUGGUCUCUAUAUGUUUAUUUUAAUUAUCCUAAGGGAAGAGACGAAAUUAUUGAAUUGUUUUUGAAUCAACAACCUUAUUUGAAUACUAUACAGGUUCUGUGCCCUCAUUUAUUACGUUAUUUGGCUGUUGCUGUUGUUACAAGUAAAAAUAAACAAAAAAUAAGCAUGAAAGAUUUAAUUAAAGUUAUUGAUGUGGAACGUUAUAAUUAUCAAGAUCCCGUUACGGAAUUUCUUUCUUGUCUGUACAUUGAUUUUGAUUUUGACGCGGCACAGACAAAAUUGAGAGAAUGUGAUUCGGUACUCAUUAACGACUUCUUUUUAACUCAUUGUCUCGAUGAUUUCCGUGAAAGUUCAAGACUUUUAAUUUUUGAAAUGUUUUGUCGAAUUCAUCAAUGUAUUAGUUUGGAAAUGCUUGCGAAUCGGUUAAAUAUGGGAAAUGCUGAAGCAGAACGUUGGAUAGUCAAUUUAAUUAGAAAUUAUCGAAUUGAAGGAGCCAAAAUAGAUUCACAAUCAGGACAAGUAGUUAUGUCUGCAAGACCAAUUAGUAUUCACGAACAAGUUAUGGAAAAUACAAAAAGGAUGACUAUACGUUCACAACAAAUUGCUUUACAAUUGGAGAAGAGUAAAACUGACAAAAAGGGUCCUUGGAAACGCGGUGAACGUGAAAUGCUUUGA